CACAAUGAGCUGGAAAGGCUUAACGAAAGGAGUGACCAGGGCGCCACAAACGUUUAAGCAGAAAUUCAAUAUCGUACGUCCACCCCGUGAGCGCUAUACAAGAGCAGCUUGGGCAAUGCGCCGACUUCCGCGAACGCGCAGGCAUGCGCUAACAAGAGCAUGUGUAGGGCGAGAUCACAAAGGACGCCAUCUAUAUCGAUGCCGAUCGCCGCUUUACCGAGCUCGAGAAGGAGACGAAGAAGCUCCACGAGGAGUCCAAGAAGUACUUCGAGGCUAUCAAUGGUGCGCAUCUCUGAAGCCUCAUUCGUGGGAUCACGUCUAAUACAAACCUCACAGGCAUGCUCACACAUCAGAUCGAGUUCUCGAAAGCCAUCGCCGAAAUCUACAAGCCCAUCUCCGGACGAAUGUCGGACCCCACCUCGUUCCACGAUGAAGGAAACACUGCCGGUAUUGAGGCCUGCGAACAAUACGAGGAGGUUGUAAGAGAACUGCAAGAGACGCUCAAGCCCGAGCUGGAGAUGAUAGAGUCGCGAGUCAUUUCGCCCGCGAACCAGCUGCUCGACAUCAUCAAAGCUGUACGGAAGAUAGGCGCCAAGCGCGACCACAAGCAGCUCGAUUACGACCGUCACCGAACAACCCUCAAGAAGCUGCAAGACAAGAAGGACAAGACCCUGAAGGACGAGAAGGCCAUGUACCGCGCCGAGAACGAUGUUGAGCAGGCCACGCAGGAUUACAACUACUUCAACGAUCUCCUCAAGGACGAGCUGCCGAAGCUGUUCGCGUUGGAACGGGAAUUCAUCCAGCCCCUCUUCCAGUCGUUCUAUUACAUGCAGCUGAACGUCUUCUACACCCUGCACGAGCGCAUGCAACGGCUUGACAUUGGUUAUUUCGACCUGGAACUGGAUAUUGAGGCGGCCUACGAGAAGAAGCGUGGAGACACCCAGGCAGAGGCUGAGAAGCUAUCUGUGGUCAAAUUCAAGACCACGGGUGGACGUACAGGCCCAGGAGGGCGACCCGGGCAGUCCAAGUACGCAACAAAAGCCCUCGAGGCGAAGGCAGGCCGCGCUUCGAUCUCCGAAGAAGCACCACCACCUCCAUACAGCCCUGGCCCCUCUGGCGUGGUCGCAGACGUCAAAUCGCCUACAUUAUCACAAGGCUCAUGGGGCUCUGCAGCGAAGGCAAAGGGCGCGGCACCUCCGCCACCAAAGCCCAAGCCAUCUCGCCUCAGUGGCAUGCCUGCGGCAGAGACAUGUACCGCUCUUUUUGACUUCGAGGCUCAAUCAGAAGGCGAUCUAAGCUUCUUGACCGGCGACACCAUUGAGAUCAUUACACGGACGCAGAACGAGAACGAGUGGUGGACUGGCAAGGUCCGCGGCAAGCAGGGCCAGUUCCCAGGCAACUAUGUGAAGUUGAACUAGGUGUUCAACCGGCGGGACUCGAUGAUGUCCAGAUGAAGAUACCUGUUGUUACUGUUGGUUGCUAUUGACUAGACGGGCCCUUCGAGGUCUGCAUGUUCAUUCUACUAGACACUGCAUUGCUUACACUUCAGACUAAAUAUUAAUACUUCUUAACCUA
Molecule: messenger RNA, 1575 nt
Organism: Macroventuria anomochaeta
Lineage: Eukaryota; Fungi; Ascomycota; Dothideomycetes; Pleosporales; Didymellaceae
Product: BAR-domain-containing protein
Exons: 4
Coding region: 339-1418 (359 amino acids)
Biological process (GO): endocytosis; actin cortical patch localization; plasma membrane tubulation
Cellular component (GO): mating projection tip; actin cortical patch; medial cortex
Molecular function (GO): lipid binding; protein binding
Source: RefSeq, a predicted model, not a curated record